GAAACGGAUACGGCCAAAUAAUGAACAUUCAAAUCCGCUGAGCUCCGUCAUCCUGCCUCCACACGCUAGCCAGUAACUCCCCAAACAGGCCGCCUUGCCUACAUAAGCAGUCAGAUUUCCCAUUUCUCUCUUAAUCCUUCAGAAUCUGCCAGCUUCCCCUUCCUUCACAUCACUUUCCCCCCAAUUCGGAAGGAAGAGCUCGCAAAAAACCCCGCGAAAAAUUCUUCAACCACCCCCGUCAACCCGCCGCCGGGGACGCGGGCCGCCUUCCGGCUCUUCCUUCUGCUCCUACCCAAUUCUUCCAUCUUUUACCACAUAUAGAUAUAUUCUACAUCUCUGCCCUAGUUGUUUUAAUCAAUUUCAUCGAUACCAAGGGCCCUGAUUCUAUCUGAGAAGAGUUGGAGUCCAGGGGAAUAUAAUUGGGGUUGUGUUCCGGAGCUUGGGGAGUUUAGAGGAGGGCGAGCGGGAAUAAGAUUUUGAUGGGGUUUCUGGUGGAUUCGCAAAAGGAUGGCGGAAUCGGGUUCUUGGGAGGUUGCGUGAAGACUCUAAUAAGGAGGAAACAGGUUGAUUCUGCUGACGGCAAUGUCCACGGCCACCACCAGUUGGCCAAGGAGCUGUCUGUUCUUCAUCUCAUUGCCAUUGGCGUUGGUUCGACGAUUGGAGCUGGAGUUUACAUUCUGGUGGGGACUGUUGCUAGGGAACACGCAGGGCCAGCACUUGCCUUAUCUUUUCUAAUCGCUGGAUUUGCUGCCGCUUUAUCAGCCUUCUGCUAUGCAGAACUUGCAAGUCGCUGCCCAUCUGCUGGCAGUGCCUAUCACUACUCGUACAUUUGUGUCGGAGAAGGAGUUGCUUGGUUGGUGGGCUGGGCUCUGAUUCUGGAAUACACAAUCGGCGGGUCAGCAGUUGCUCGUGGCAUUUCCCCCAAUCUGGCAUUGCUAUUUGGAGGUGAAGGCAGCCUUCCAUUUUUCCUGGCACGUCAAGCGAUCCCGGGGCUUGGUAUUGUAGUGGAUCCAUGUGCGGCAAUUCUUGUGUUUGUUGUCACUGGGCUCUUGUGUGUGGGAAUCAAGGAGAGUACUAUGGUCCAAGGCAUAGUGACCACCGUGAACUUAUGUGCCAUGCUGUUCGUCAUAAUAGCUGGAACUUACUUGGGCUUCAAGACUGGCUGGUCUGGAUAUGAGCUUCCUACUGGGUACUUCCCCUUUGGUGUUGAUGGCAUGCUUGCAGGUUCCGCCGUUGUCUUCUUUGCUUACAUUGGUUUUGAUUCAGUUGCCAGCACAGCUGAAGAGGUGAGGAAUCCUCAACGUGAUUUGCCUAUGGGAAUAGGGUUUGCAUUGUCCAUCUGUUGUUCGCUCUAUAUGCUGGUGUCGAUUGUUGUUGUCGGUUUGGUGCCAUACUAUGCAAUGGAUCCCGAUACUCCUAUCUCAUCUGCAUUUGCUGCUCAUGGGAUGCAAUGGGCAGUUUACAUCAUUACAGCUGGAGCUGUCAUGGCACUGUGUUCCACAUUGAUGGGGUCAAUGCUACCUCAGCCUCGGAUCUUAAUGGCUAUGGCUAGAGAUGGAUUGCUGCCAUCAUUUUUCUCAGAUGUCAACAAAAAAAGUCAAGUUCCUGUGAAGAGCACUGUGGUGACGGGACUAUGUGCCGCCACCCUAGCUUUUUGUAUGGAUGUUGAUCAAUUGGCAGGCAUGGUCAGUGUGGGGACACUUCUUGCAUUCACUAUGGUUGCGAUUUCUGUGCUAAUACUCAGAUAUGUGCCACCGGAUGAGGUGCCUGUUCCAUCCUCACUCCAGGACACAAUAGAUAGUGUGUCAUUGCAUUACAACAGAAUUAGUGGGGGUUCUACUAAGAAAAAGUCAAAGGCUCAUGCCAGCAUUUCCAAGGAUUCUAAAUUACCUUUGCUUGUUGGAAAGAAUGCACCAGCGGACUAUCCUGACCUUGUCAAAGAGGACCCUUCAGUUAAAUAUGUGUUAAGUGAAGAGAAAAGGAGGAAGAUUGCUGGCUGGACCAUAGCAUUCACAUGCAUUGGAGCAUUCACCCUUACAUACGCAGCUUCAAAUUUGGCUAUUCAGUGGUGGGUUGUGUUCCCUUGGUCCAGCAUGCAUACACUCAUAACUCGUUGUGUUACCAAUGCUUAUAGUCAAUGUUCAAGAAGACGCUAGGCGCUAUCUAGGCGAGGAGGCACAGCCCAGAGCCUAGGCCGAUUAAUCGUUGCCUAGGCGGGAUUAAACGUUGCAAAAAAAUACGAUAGAUAAGCCAUAUUCCACAAAAAUCCAAGUUGUCAUAUCAUUAUUCAUCCAUUCAUAUUCACAUACAACCCUUUUCCACAAUCCCAAACAUCCCAAGUCGCCAACAAUGAGGAGGGAUCUCACUGCUGGUCGAUGAAGGGGAGCGGCUGGUCGAAUGGGCUUGUUCGGUAUUGCUUGUGUGGAUUCGGUGGAGCUCUUCUCCUGACUGGCUUGGUUGUGCUGACAUGUAUAGAGCAAGAUGAAGCAAGGCACAACUUUGGACAUUCUGGAGGUUUCACAUGCCCGUUUGUUCCUCUGCUCCCAAUCUUCUGCAUUCUGAUCAAUAUCUACCUGCUCGUCAAUCUCGGUGGUGCCACAUGGGCUCGUGUCUCUGUAUGGCUGGCGAUUGGCGUCGUAGUGUAUUUGUUCUAUGGCAGAAAACACAGCUCUUUAAUGGAUGCAGUAUACGUGCCAGUGGCUCAUGCUGGAGAGAUAUAUGGACGAAGAAGCUCUGGAGAUACUUUGGCUUGACGAUGGAUGGGUGGCUAAGUUUCGGUGAUGGGAAUACGGGCGUGGACUGUUCCCAGAUGGAGCAGGACCUCUUUCUAAGCAACAGAAUCUCUUUGUUGUACCAAAAUUUCAAUCUUGUAAGCAUUAGAAUCAAUUUUCAUAUAUUUUAUUCUCUCUUCAGUCAACAUAUAUAUAGCAGUAGCAGAGACUGAAAUCAGUUUCUCUUUGUAGUAUAUUCAUUUCUGUAUGACGAACUAUAGGUACCCGGCGAACUAGGGUAAUUCGGGAAUAUAUAGAUUGUACAUAUUUGUGGCAAGUUUAUAAAGCAUUGUUCUUCCACUUCUCUGAAAGC
This is a messenger RNA of Linum tenue, 3084 nucleotides long. Lineage: Eukaryota; Viridiplantae; Streptophyta; Magnoliopsida; Malpighiales; Linaceae. The record is from the annotation of a GenBank genome assembly.